Messenger RNA from Otolemur garnettii (small-eared galago), 2285 nucleotides. RefSeq names its product peptidoglycan recognition protein 2 (gene PGLYRP2). NCBI's taxonomy places the organism in Eukaryota, Metazoa, Chordata, Mammalia, Primates, Galagidae. Gene Ontology annotation, biological process: defense response to Gram-positive bacterium; peptidoglycan catabolic process; detection of bacterium. Gene Ontology annotation, molecular function: zinc ion binding; peptidoglycan immune receptor activity; N-acetylmuramoyl-L-alanine amidase activity. Bases 545 to 2206 code for a protein of 553 amino acids. The record is from RefSeq and is a predicted model, not a curated record. The transcript is spliced from 6 exons.
UGUCCACAUUCUCCAUGUGAUUCUACCAAGCAAAGCCCCGUCCCUCAGGAGGAGGAUAUUUGUCUCUGACUCCCCCGAGGAUGUUAUCCCUCAAGUCCCCACUUCCUGGGCCUCCACUGUGUGCCCACCUUUGUUUUGGGCAAUGCAGGGUCCCCAGAAAGAGGACAGCUGAUAUUUGAAUAGUUCCCAGUGGUAGCCCCUGGGGAAUCCCGGGCCUGCCUCAGUUUGGGCAUUCCUAGGCUAGCCAGGGCCCGCCCAAUGCUGAGUCUCCAGCCAGAGUCCCAGAAACUCCCCUAGCUGGUUUUGUGGUGAGAGGACCACAGGGAAACAAUUAACAUACACAGUGGCCCAACCACAUCAGCCCAGCCCCACCUGACUCUGGAAUAAAGGGGAGACAGACCCACUCUGCAGGACUCAGCCACUGAUACCAGGGGAAGAAAAAGGACACCUCUCUGCCAACACAGGCCUGUCUCCUUCCUGAAUUACCAAGGUGCUUCACUGAGGUGAAGAGGGUAUAAACCCUGAAAGCCAAAACCACUCAACGAUGGUCCAAGGUGUCCUCUGGAUUCUGCUUGGACUGCUGCUGUGGCCAGAGCCAGGGACAGCUUCUAUGCCCCUCCUUAUGGACUCUGUCAUCCAGGCCCUGGCUGAGCUUGAGCAGAAGGCACCAGCAACCAACACUAGCUAUGUCAUCUCUGCAAGGCUGCUGUCAGCCCAGAGCUCUGGCCCCCACAAUCACCUCCAUCACUUCCUACUUGGAGCACAAAGCCUCAACACUGACAAGCUGGAUACCUACACACUGAGCCCAGGGCUGCAAUUCCUGACCAAGGAGGUAGCCCAACAUGCUGUACGGGGUGGGCAGGAAUAUGGGGUGGUGCUGGCACCAGAUGGCUCAACUGUGGCUGUGGAGCCCCUGUUGGUGGGGCUGGAGGCAGGGCUACAGGGACACAGGGUCAUAAACUUGCCCUUGGACAGCACAGAUGCCCCUCAGGAUGUUGAAGCCACUGCUCCAGAUACUGAACCCAACAUUCCAGAUGUAAUAGCCACCUCCUCAGGACUUGGAGAUUCCUCUCCAGGUGUCACCUCUACAGAUGUUGAAGCCAACCCUCUAGAUGCUAUAACUAGUUUUCUAGAUGUCCCAACAUCCUUGUCAAAUGCCAAAACCAAGUCUCCAACCACUAUAGACAGCCUCCUAGCAGUCAUCGUGGCUGAAAACCUGGGUAUGACCUUUAUCCAAGGCCCCCAGAUCCAGAGCCAUCCAGGUUUGGGGGCUGAGGGUUGCUGGGACCAGCUCUCUGCCCCACGGACCUUUACACUCCUGGACCCCAAGGCAUCAGUGCUCACCAUGGCCUUCCUCAAUGGUGCCCUGGAUGGGGCCCUCCUUGGAUACUACCUGAGCCAGACCCCCGAGCCCCGGCCACCUCUCAGCAGCUUGCUGAGCCAGUACUAUGGAGCUGGGGUGGCUGGACAUCCAGGGCUCCGCAGUAACUUCCGACGGCAGAAUGGAGCUGCUCUAACUUCAGCCACCACCCUGGCCCAGCAGGUGUGGAGAGCCCUUGCCCUGCUACAGAAGUUGAGGCCAAUACACCCCCAACUGCAAGAUAUGAGCCAAGAACAGCUGGCUCAGGUGGCCACCUAUGCUACCCAGGAGUUCACUGAGGUCUUCCUAGGAUGCCCAGCCAUCCACCCCCGCUGCCGUUGGGGAGCGGAGCCAUAUCGGGGCAGCCCAACGCCGCUGAAGCUGCCGCUCGGCUUCCUGUAUGUGCAUCACACGUACAUUCCUGCAUCUCCCUGUACAGACUUGGUGCGCUGCGCAGCCAGCAUGCGCUCCAUGCAGCGCUUCCACCAGAACACUCACGGCUGGGAUGACAUCGGCUACAGCUUCGUGGUGGGCUCUGAUGGCUAUGUGUACGAGGGCCGCGGCUGGCACUGGGUAGGCGCGCAUACGCGCGGCCACAACACCCGCGGCUUCGGUGUGGCCUUCGUAGGCAACUACACGGCGGCGCUGCCCACCGAGGCCGCGCUGCGCACGGUGCGUGAUCUGCUCCCAAGAUGCGCGGUGCGCGCCGGCCUACUGCGGCCAGACUACGCGCUGCUGGGCCACCGCCAGCUGGUGCGCACCCACUGUCCUGGCGACGCGCUUUUCCGCCUGUUGAGCACCUGGCCACACUUCUCUGCAACUGUGAAGCCAAGAACUGAAGGAUGACUCUCAGAGGUCCAGGAGGGAGCCGCCCACACUGAUCCUAGAAGCCACAGACCUCUAAUAAAGAGACCAUGGAAACAAA